Vespula vulgaris is the source of this 1515-nucleotide messenger RNA. Its product is annotated as ubiquinone biosynthesis protein COQ4 homolog, mitochondrial-like. The transcript is spliced from 4 exons. The record is from RefSeq and is a predicted model, not a curated record. Gene Ontology annotation, cellular component: mitochondrial inner membrane; mitochondrion. Gene Ontology annotation, biological process: ubiquinone biosynthetic process. Bases 306 to 1307 code for a protein of 333 amino acids. Lineage: Eukaryota; Metazoa; Arthropoda; Insecta; Hymenoptera; Vespidae.
UAAAUAAUUAAGUUAAUAAUAGAAGCUUAUUUUCGCACAUUGUUACAUUAUAGAAAUAAAAUAUGAAUGCGAUUUAAAAUCUAUAUUUUACACAUAUAUUUAGUGCAUCUAUAGAUAAUAUAUGUAUGUAUUUAUGGACGAUUCUACAGAUAGUUCGUCGGCUAGCUGAACGAGAGAAAAUGCUAAGGUUAUUACGGUGUACGUACUUGUAUUUAUAUUAUUAUCAUUUAUAAAAUGGCAUUUAUAACAUAUGAACGUUUAUCUUCGAUAAUUUAGUUGAGGGUAUUGAAAAUAAUAUUUGAAAAAUGCUAAUAAAUCAACAAAAUGCGAUGUUUGUACGCGUCGGUUCAGCUCUGUUUUAUGGGCUAUCGUCGUUUAUGAUAACGGUGGUGAACAAAAUGGUCCUUACUACCUUUGGUUUCCCAUCCUUUCAAGUUUUGGGAAUAGGACAAAUGUUAGCCACUAUUUUCGUUCUUUACCUGGCGAAGAAGUUACACUAUGUCGACUUUCCUAACCUCGAAGCCGCGACGUUCGUUAAGAUCUGGCCGUUGCCGAUGAUAUAUAUUGGUAACAUGAUCUUCGGAUUGGCAGUACGAAGAUUUUCUGCGUACAAAGCCUUUGAAGAAGAUUAUGCUAAACAUCAUAUAUUUUUAUCUUCCUUUCAACGAGCGGCCCUCUCCGUAGGAUCAGCGAUUAUAUCACUAGCCGAUCCGUCCCGUGGUGAUCUGAUAGCAUGUCUUGCAGAGACUACAUCUGGAAAUGCUCUUGUGCACUGUCUAAAUGAGAUGCAGAAGUCAUCUGAAGGACAACGCAUUUUAAAAGAGAAACCACGUAUAAAUACUUCAACUGUUGAUUUAUCAUUAUUGAAAGAUUUACCAGAAGGCACACUUGGAAAAACGUAUAGCAACUUUUUGGAAGUGAACAAUGUAACACCAGAUUCUAGAACACCGACGAGAUUUAUUGAUGAUGUCGAGCAAGCAUAUGUUAUGCAACGAUAUCGUGAAAUACACGAUAUCUCUCAUGCAGUUUUGUUGAUGCCUACAACGAUGCUCGGAGAAGUCACAGUGAAAUGGGUAGAAGCACUUCAAACAAAAUUGCCAAUGUGUAUCGGAGGAGCAAUAUUUGGAGCGGCUCGUUUACGAGCGAGACAAAGAAAAUUAUAUUUGGAUUAUUAUCUUCGGUGGGCAGUAAAUACUGGAAAUAAUGCUAAAUUUUUAUUAGGUGUUUACUUUGAAGAACGAUGGGAACAAUCUCUCCAAGAUUUUCAUAAGGAGAUGAACAUCGUUCCUCUUAUUCCAAUGUCAUAAUAUACGAAUGCGUUGUGAUAAUACGUUAUCAUGUAAAUUUCUGUUAUAGCGAUAGUUCGUCGAAUGACAUAGUUCAUCCAGGUUGCUCUUAUAGAGAGCAAAGAGAUCCCUAAGAAUUCUUUCUGUAAAAAUACGCAUUAUUUACAUGAUAUAACAAUUUUUAUUGAUUAUAACACUGGAAAUAUUAAGAAUAUAAUUUUUAAUGGGA